AUGUCUGGAACCGAACUCACCAUUCCUUUCGAUUUGGACUACCAAGCUUGCCGAUAUCCAUUGGAUUGUGCCUGUGCUCGCUCGCGUUGUCCCGUACUCAAGUGGCGUCGAAAGUUAUUGCGCAAUAAGGUUGUUCCUAACCUGGAUUACAGCAAGUACAUAGAAUCCCAACUUCGAGUACUCUCCAAACCUUUAUCCCAAGAGAGUCCUAAUAGCCGUAGCGGAUCAUAUGAGGCUUGUCUUUCUGGAUCACCCCUGAUGAAGAGCUCCCUAGGUACUUCAUCAAUUCCUGGCUCACCUUCGUCUUUCCCUACGUCUUUUUCCGUGAAUCGAACUAAUCCAACCUUGGGUUCGCGAUCUCCUCUUUCCGGAGCCCCGUUGGUGACUUCCGGUACUCGCUCUCUCCGUCCAGGCACUUCAAAUGAAGAAGACAACGCCAAUCGAACCACAAGUCGCUCUUCAAAUGCACAGUCCAUCCCUGCCGCAUCACAGCCUAAUAGUUCCAUGAAAUCGGUUGAUGGAUCGGAUCCUCACGCUACAGAAUCGACUACAGUAACCGAUGAAAACGAACGCCCUGAAGAAACGGCUCUCUCGCGGUCAUCCCUGGAUGAAGACCAGUCGUCCCACACCGAUGGUAAAGCUCCAUCGGAGUCUUCGUAUCAUAACACCGGGUCAGAGGCAGUCAACACAACUAAAUCGACGUUCGAAUCCAUCAUUACCACCCGACGACAAGCAGCGGCUAUGCGGAAUGCACUCCACUGA
Echinostoma caproni is the source of this 762-nucleotide messenger RNA. NCBI's taxonomy places the organism in Eukaryota, Metazoa, Platyhelminthes, Trematoda, Plagiorchiida, Echinostomatidae. The record is from the annotation of a GenBank genome assembly.